This is a messenger RNA of Phytophthora nicotianae INRA-310, 619 nucleotides long. RefSeq lists its product as hypothetical. The coding region runs from base 270 to 467 and encodes 65 amino acids. NCBI's taxonomy places the organism in Eukaryota, Oomycota, Peronosporomycetes, Peronosporales, Peronosporaceae. The transcript has a single exon. Gene Ontology annotation, molecular function: structural constituent of chromatin; DNA binding; protein heterodimerization activity. Gene Ontology annotation, biological process: nucleosome assembly. The record is from RefSeq and is a predicted model, not a curated record.
CGUUCUUUUUAAAAUGGGACAUGGUGGUACGCUGUCGUUCGGCCGCGUUGCUAACAGGCAGCUACUUCGCCUCACUUUCAAUCCCCCCUCCCCUGCAGCAUCAAGCUUGACCGACCACGUGAUCACUCGGGAAGUCUAUGUCAGGCCGUGGGCAAGGGGUUAACGGUGCGGGCGGCUCCUAGCGACAUCGACACGUUUUGCGAGAUAGCAUCCAUGGCAUCUCAAACAAGUCCAUUCGUCGACUUGCUCGUCGUGCUGGAGUGAUCCGGAUGUCUGCUCUCGUGCACGAACAUAUGCGCGCCGUUCUCAAGGUAUAUCUGAAAUGUCUGAUCAACGAUGUCAUAGUGUACACACAGCAUGCGAAUCGGAAGACCAUCAAGACGAUGGAUGUUGUGUACGCACUGAAGCGCCAAGGACAAAUGCUCUACGGGUUCAACAGUGGUUUAAGCAAGAUAACCAAGAAGUAGGAAGUGAAAAAGUACCGUAGUGGCGAAAACCUGAUUAAACUUUACGCAACUUAUCUUACCUUAACUCAACCCAACUCAACUCGACGCACCUCAACGUACCUCACAGUCCUACGAACUGUGAUCCCCCCGGGACGACGGCCCGGGCUAGCAGU